Monosiga brevicollis MX1 is the source of this 844-nucleotide messenger RNA. RefSeq lists its product as uncharacterized. Gene Ontology annotation, molecular function: structural constituent of ribosome. Gene Ontology annotation, cellular component: mitochondrial large ribosomal subunit. The transcript is spliced from 6 exons. The record is from RefSeq and is a predicted model, not a curated record. The coding region runs from base 22 to 702 and encodes 226 amino acids. Gene Ontology annotation, biological process: translation. Lineage: Eukaryota; Choanoflagellata; Craspedida; Salpingoecidae.
CGUCUUCACACACACACACACAUGGCGGCGACGACGACGAGGGCGGCAGUGACCGUCUCCAUGGCCCUGUCCAUGGCAGCCCGGCGUAUGACGCCCAUGAGUGCCGUGGCUCAUGCCCGUUUGGCUGGCCUGCGUCGCAACUAUGUCAACCCUGACCUCAACCGUGAUGGCCGCCCCGUGAGCCUGCGUAAGCAGUUUGACGGCCACCGCACGCGCGAAGUCCUGGCCAACAACACAUUCAAGGGCCUCAUCCGCCACGCGGGCCUCAGCGCCGAGGAAUGGAUCGAUUUGCGUGUGCAAGUCAAGAAGAGCGGAGCCAAUAUGACAAUCCUGCCCAACGGCGUGAUGCGCCGCCAACUCGCCCUGCUUGGCGCAUCGGAAGAGACGGUAGCCAUCUUCAAGGGCCCAAUCGCCCUCGUGCACUCGGAUGAACUCUCGUUCAAGCUCCUCAAGGAACUCAACGAUCACCCCAAGCUGGAAAUGGUUGCCGCCCUAGUUGAUGAUCAACUGGUCGACCAUGGCAAGAUUGAACAAUACGCCAGCCUGCCGGACAAGGACACCUUGCUGGCCCAGCUCGUCGCCACGCUGCAGCAACCAGCUGGUGCCUUGGCCCAAGUCCUCUCGCGCAAUCAAACCGCUCUCGUCCAGGCUCUGCAGCAGCUUCACAAGAUGCACGAGGACGGCGAGGGUGCAGACAAGUAAACGUGGCUGCAACUACCUCAACACCACUACCUUCAACCAUCUUCGUCGCUGUUUUCUCCUUGCAUCCAGUGCUUCUCCUCUUGCCCGCUUUCCUUUGUUAACUUUUCUUUUGCGUGGUUCCUCAAAAUUGAAAGGUUCCCAC